This is a messenger RNA of Pocillopora meandrina, 537 nucleotides long. NCBI's taxonomy places the organism in Eukaryota, Metazoa, Cnidaria, Anthozoa, Scleractinia, Pocilloporidae. The record is from the annotation of a GenBank genome assembly.
AUGAGACAAUUUCCCCUGGACAAUGGAGCCACCUCCAAAGAGAUCAACAACCCUUUCAACGGAAAAGUACCACAGAGAGUCAUCCUAGGAAUCCUAGAGACCACAGCCUUCAAUGGAGAAUAUGACAAAGAUCCGUUUGCUUUCCAGAAAGUUGACAUUGAAUACAUCAAACAGAUUGUGAAUGGAGAAGAAUACCCUUACGAAAUGAUGGAACUCAACACUGGAAAUGGUCAGAAAGACAUGGUAGGGUAUCACCGUUUUCUGGAUGCUACAGGUUGUCUGUUCAGAAGUGAAGGAAACAUGGUGAGAUUCAGAAUCUGGGGUCAUGGAAAGAACUGUACCUUGUUUGCGUUUUCAAAGAUGGCCAAUGAAAGACACGAUGAUCCCAUCCUUCUCCCUAGAAACGAAGCCUUGAUUAACAUCCACUUGAAAUUUGCAGUGCAAGGGAGUCAGAAAACCAUCAUCAUCUAUGCCGAGUACGAAGGUUUGAUGGAAGUCGAUGGCAUUAAAGGAGCCACCAUGGUAGAUGUGUGCUAA